Molecule: messenger RNA, 1099 nt
Organism: Miniopterus natalensis
Lineage: Eukaryota; Metazoa; Chordata; Mammalia; Chiroptera; Miniopteridae
Source: RefSeq, a predicted model, not a curated record
AUGAAGAUGCCCAGUCUAGAACACCAGAGGAUGAAAGGCCACAUAGGGCAGACCCGAGGGGCCUUGCUGACAGCCAGCGUCAGCUGCCAAUCCUGUGACAGUGCGUGCGGUCCCCCGGCGUCCCUGAGCGCAUACGGCCCCCGCGCGCGGACCCCAGCGGGAGUUGGGGCUUGGGGGGCGGCGGCGGUGGGGCAGAGAACUGGGGUGCGCACUUGGGCCCCCCUGGCCAUGGCGGCGAAGGUGGACCUGAACACCUCCACCGACUGGAAGGAGGCAAAAUCCUUUCUGAAGGGCCUGAGUGACAAGCAGCGGGAGGAACAUUACUUCUGCCAGGACUUCAUCAGGCUGAAGAAGAUCCCGACCUGGAAGGAGACGGCGAAAGGGUUGACUGUGAAGGUGGAGGAGCCCAAGUACAAAAAGGACAAGCAUCUCAAUGAGAAGAUCUCCUUGUUCCGAGGUGACAUCACUAAGCUGGAGGUGGACGCCAUUGUCAAUGCUGCCAACAGCUCCCUGCUCGGAGGAGGCGGUGUGGACGGCUGCAUUCACCGGGCCGCCGGGCCCCUGCUCACCGACGAGUGCCGCACCCUGCAGAACUGCGAAACCGGCAAGGCCAAGAUCACCGGGGGCUAUCGGCUGCCGGCCAAGUAUGUCAUCCACACGGUGGGGCCCAUCGCCCACGGAGAGCCCAGCGCCAACCAGGCUGCUGAGCUCCGCAGCUGCUACCUGAGCAGCCUCGACCUGCUGCUGGAGCAUCGGCUCCNUUCCCAGGCGUUUCCCUGCAUCUCCACCGGCGUGUUCGGCUACCCCAACGAGGCGGCUGCCGAGGUAGUGCUGGCCGCGCUGCGAGAGUGGCUAGAGCAGCACAAGGACAAGGUGGACCGGCUGGUCAUCUGUGUGUUUCUGGAGAAGGACGAGAACAUCUACCUGCAGCGGCUGCCCCACUACUUCCCAGUGGACUCCCCGGGGCCUGCCGGACCUCGCUCCCAGCUCUGAGAGGUCGCUGAAGCCUGCAGCUGGGCCUGGGCCUGGGCAGCCCCUCCUUUCCCUCCGCCCCGACCCUCAGGAGCCUUCUAAUAAAGACCACCCUUGUUGCAGCUCC